This is a messenger RNA of Symbiodinium necroappetens, 4446 nucleotides long. The record is from the annotation of a GenBank genome assembly. NCBI's taxonomy places the organism in Eukaryota, Dinophyceae, Suessiales, Symbiodiniaceae.
AUGAACCGCUACCUCGGGUUCCCCUCGGAAGAUGAAGACAUCCGCCGACUACUGAAGAUGAUCGAUACGGACGGCAGCGGAAAGAUAUCCUUCGACGAGUUUCAGGAGUAUGUUGGGAAGAUGGGUGGAAGCGGGAAACUCUUUGAGGAGCGGCAGAAGCGCAUCAAGCAGAAGCUGGGCUAUGAUCUCCAUGAGAGUGCCGACACGGAAGCGAUCUCUGCCCAGUUGACUUCUGCAGGCAUCGACAGGGAAGCUCAAGCCUACUGGAAAAUGGUCGUGCAGCAAUCCGAAUUCCAGGAGGCGGCCAAGCUUCGUGACUGUCAACAGAAGGCCGUAAAGCACAUCCGGGCCCUUGCAAAGAAGAACCACCAACAGGCGUUGCCAGAGCUGCAGAAGAGAGUGACCAGUCUUCGUUUUCAGGAAGACGAUCUUUGGCUGACUUUGGCCUGGAUUCGCGAGCUGGCCCCAGUCAUCAUUCACGUCAAUCUGGAUAAGAUGCUCCCGUUCAUGGAGAAGGAUACUCACUACCGAAACCAGUUCGAGACAAACACAUCUGGUGGGCUGUUGAAGCCGGCCACACGGGAAAAAUGGGAGAGGGACUUGUUCGGUGGUUCCUACGAUGGGAGUGUUGGAAAAGACCGUCCGAAAUAUGGAGUGCAGAACGUCAUGAACGACCAUCGGGGAGUGGUUAGGUGUUCGCAAUAUGGUGACUCGUAUCUCAUUCUAAAGGACGUGCGGCUCCGAUGUACUUUCUCGCCAGAAGAUUCUGCAAAUCUCAAGGGGGACAAGCUGGCGGUGCUGGACUUUUAUGCUCAUGUUCUGCUCCAGUACGAUGUAGCGGAGCUUUCAGAGACCAUCAAGGUGGCCACGUCCAAGGAUGCGGCCCUCCUGGGAGAUUCGGACAAGGUGGGGAAGAUGAAGUACAAGGAAGCCCAGAUCCAUGGGGAGGUCGAUCUCCGCAGGCACGUCGAGCGCUUGGUGGCACACACGCGGCAUCGAGGAACAAGUGAGGGUGCUCGGAUCCAGGCCAUGUGCAAGCAGAAAGGCUUCGGCUUCUCCUGGAUGGACGAGGAACAGGAGCGCAUGCGCAAAGAAAGCAUCGGGCAGCUGGGAGGUGCCGCUUGGCAAAAGCGAUUGCAACAGCUUCAAGAGGAUGGCGGUGAGCUGGAGGUGCCGGAAGGCUACUGCAAAGUCGGGUGUGGACGCAGGGUGGCUCCCGGCGUUACCCGAGCCGGCCGACAAUUCACGACAUGCUGUCGUGGCUGCAUCAUGGGAUUUGGCCACGACCUUCGUUGUGGACGAAUCGAUGCCUCGAAGGUCGGCCCGGGUCUUUGCAAGAACGGUUGUGGAUUGAAGGUCGCACCUGGAGUGGACUCAAAGGGCCGGCCUCUCACCACUUGCUGUAAGGGCUGUGCCCUAGGAAUGGCCCACGACCGCUUCUGCCAGAAGGCUCCGCCAAAGGAUUCUGUAACUUCGGGCUAUGCGAAGCCGCUGGAGUCUUCCGGACUCUGCAAGAUCGGUUGUGGCCGGAAGGUUGCGCCGUCCAUUCCGCAUCCUGUGGCGGACAUCGCACCGUUCCGGGGCAUGCUGCUGGGCCUUUUUUUCGUCACCGUGGGCUUCUCCUUCGACCUGUCCGUGCUGACGCACCACUGGCUAACCGUGGUGCCGCUGCUGCUGGCCGUGCUCGUGCUGAAGGCUUUGGUGGUCCUCGUGUUGGGACUUUGGCAUGGCCUCUCCGAUGCCUCCUCUCUCCAGGCCUCUGCCCUGUUGGCUCCGGGUGGGGAGUUUGCUCUCGUGCUCUUUCGGCUUGCAGAGCACGUUGGCAUCAUGCCAUCGAACGCGGCGACUAUUCUUGUGACAACUUCCGUGAUUUCCAUGGCGGUGACACCUCUACUGGCGGCCGGAGCAGAUGGGGUGGCACGCAGGCUUCGACAGCGACGGGGUAUGCGAAACCUGGAGGGGCAAGAUCAGCGAGCAGCUGCCGAUGUUCAGAAGAUCACCAAGAGCGGAGACGGCUUCGUUGCUAUAUGUGGUUACAACAUGAUUGGGCGCACCGUGUGCAACUUGCUCGAUCAGGAGGGUGAGGCACAGUACAUAGUUUUCGAGGACGAUCCCGCCGUCGCAACAGAGGCAUCAGUCUUCGAUUACUCAAAGAUGGCAUGGCCAGUCUGGCCUGCGCUCCUCGCAGUGGUGCUGGGUAGGGCUCAGGAGGUGCCUUUGUUGUGUGCCAAUGUGACACAGUCAGGAUUUGAUCCUGAUUGCCUGCCGACAGAAAUCCGAGAUUUCUCGGAUGUGGGAGAAGUGGGCAAGGAGCCGCCAUACAUCUACCUUCAGUGGAUGUUGGCUGAGACAUGUGGGGUUCACUUGGCCGAAUUCAAGACGCAGUUCGCUACGCUUCCACAGGUGUUGUCCCGAGGAAUGAAGAGCGUCUUCGUCAACUUCUUCGUCUAUGCAAUCGGGAAUUUCUUGGCCGUCGGGGUGAUGAGUGUCUUCUACGUGGCACCGCUGGGGCGUCGUUGCUGGGGGCUCUUUCGAGUCGGCUCCAUGGGCUACAAGCGCUUCGUGGGGUUCCCCUGCAUUGGGCGGGAAGAGCCGAUAUCAUGUAAAUGGUUCCCAACGAUGUAUGCACCGGCGCCCCCGCCGCCGGCAGCUGAUGACGCUUUGCUGCGCGAUUUUCUUGCUCCCAGCCCAGUGCAACAAGUGCAAGAUGACGCGUUGCUGACGUCCUUCUUGGGAGAUUCUCAACCGAAGGCUCCGCCAGGUGAUGACCUGGUUCUGGAGUCCUUCUUCAGCACCGCAGCUCCACCAGCCCCGCCAGGCCCCCCCAACCCCCCACCACCUCCGAGCAACUUUGCGGUGAGCCUGCCGCCAGGCCCUCCACCACCAUACGCAGCAUGCGCACCGUCACCGUCGCUGGACUCGCUUCGCACGCUGCCACCAGACACCUCCGCCUCCGAGUUUUGGGCUCCAAUGCGAAUCUUGGCUCCAUCAUUCCGGCAGAGACGCCAGGAUGAGUCUUCUCGGCACCUGCGCUCACGCAGCUCUCCUACCCUCUUCUCCGUGCAGGAGGAGGCUGACAUGGCUCGCAGCGAGGACGACAGGCUCUUGAAGGCUAUCUUGGAUGAUGCCUUGGACCCCAUUCCUGGACAAUGGGCAGGCCCGUGCAGAACGUCAUCCAGCGUUGCCAGACAUCCACCGACGCCUCAAAGGUUCCAAGAAUCUCGCGACGAUGUGGCCCUCUCCCACAUUCUGGCAUCACCACGGCCAAAGUCAGGACAGAAGAGCGCCGCCUUGACCAGAUUGCUGCAAAGUAUUGACAGAACAGGGCGUACAGCUUCCGAUGACGAUGCCUUGCUCAGUGCAUUGGGUUGGUCAUCUGCGCGGACGUCUUCAAGAGCAGAGCGAGCCCGCCGUGACGACCUGAGUCACGUACUGGAGUCACUGACCCCUUCUGCAAAAGAUGACAUGGCUCUCGCCAAAGCCCUCGGCCAGCGUCCGCCGCCCCCGAAAAUGCCCCGAUCAAUCUUGCUGUCACUUGUGUCUGACAUGAUUAGUAACAAGAUGGCCAAAAGAAGGGCGUCGAACGCGGAGGUCUUCGCUGGAGGAAGAGGGCGUGGCGCACGCUUAGACCAGCUCUGUCGGCCAGUCGGCCUGACUGUGGCAAACGAUGGAUCGGUCUUUGUCGCGGAUUGCGGCAACUGCCGCCUGCUCAAGUAUUCAGGGCCCGCAACAGUGUCUGCGGUUCUUGGUGGUCCGAACACACAUUCUUGGUUCAGUCCGAUUGAUGUGACCUUCUCAGAAGCGGGCCUGGGAUCUGUCAUCGUGACUGCCGGCAGUGGGGUGCACCUUGGAUCCUUCCAGGACCAGAGUCUGACACUAAUUGCAGACGGCUGUCUUCCUUCAGGGAUAGCCCUGCAACAGGAUGGCAGUCUUCUGUUUGCAGAUGCUUAUGACCACUGCAUUGUCCAGUGUGUUUGGAAAGGGGGUGCGCUUAGAAGGAUUGUGGCCGGUGCGGCGUCAAACCAAGCAGCAGUCGGGCAGGACUUGUCUCGGCUCCAUCGGCCUUUUGGGAUUGUCACGCAAGCGGACGGUGCCGUCUUCAUCGCCGACAGCGGCAAUCACCGGAUCCUGAAGUGGAUGCCCGGAUCGAGCAGGGGGGAGUUGGUGGCCGGUGGCAACGGCCGUGGGAGAGAACUUAAUCAGCUGAAUUAUCCAAGAGGCAUUACCUUGGAUUUCAACGGGGAUCUCCUGGUCGCCGACACUUUCAACCAUCGGGUUCUCCGUUGGAGACAAGGUGCCAGCACAGGUGAGCUCGUCUUUGGCCGUGACCACGGCCCGAAGCUCGACCAGCUGAAUCGGCCGACUGCUGUAGAACUGCUGCGAUCCACGAGACAGCUUCUCAUUGCGGACUCUGGUAACCACCGAAUCCUGAGUGUGAACUUCUGA